Brassica oleracea var. oleracea is the source of this 736-nucleotide messenger RNA. RefSeq names its product glycine cleavage system H protein 3, mitochondrial. Bases 138 to 638 code for a protein of 166 amino acids. The record is from RefSeq and is a predicted model, not a curated record. Gene Ontology annotation, cellular component: cytoplasm; glycine cleavage complex; mitochondrion. Gene Ontology annotation, biological process: glycine decarboxylation via glycine cleavage system; protein lipoylation. The transcript is spliced from 4 exons. Lineage: Eukaryota; Viridiplantae; Streptophyta; Magnoliopsida; Brassicales; Brassicaceae.
UAUCCACGCCAACAUUAAGAUGAGGCUUUCGUUUUCUGCCAUACGUCCUAAAGAUAGCAUACAAAAGUUAAUAAAAAUCCACUAAGAGAGCUCUCUCUUUACCAUUUUCCCACUUUCCUUUGAGAAAACAGAGCAAAAUGGCACUGAGAAUGUGGGCUUCCUCUACAGCAAACGCUCUUAAGCUCUCUUCUUCUACCUCCAAAUCUCAUCUCCUUCCUGCUUUCUCCAUCUCCAGAUGCUUCUCCUCAGUGUUGGAAGGACUCAAGUAUGCAAAUUCACACGAGUGGGUGAAACAUGAUGGCUCAGUGGCUACCAUUGGCAUCACUGACCAUGCCCAGGACCAUUUAGGAGAAGUUGUGUUUGUGGAACUGCCAGAAGAGAAAAGCUCAGUGAGCAAAGAAAAGAACUUUGGAGCUGUGGAGAGUGUGAAGGCCACAAGUGAGAUUCUAUCUCCAAUCUCUGGUGAAGUCAUUGAGGUUAACACAAAGCUAACCGAUUCACCUGGUUUGAUCAACUCAAGCCCCUAUGAAGAUGGUUGGAUGAUAAAGGUGAAACCAAGCAACCCUGCAGAGUUGGAAACCUUGAUGGGUCCAAAGGAAUACACCAAGUUCUGCGAAGAGGAAGAUGCUGCUCACUAGAGGGUUUCACCUGUCUAUGUUUCGUACCCUAUCUCUCUCAGCUUUGUAUCUCUGUAAUACUAAUUUGGUUGAAAGAUGAUCAUUCAAAUAAGACUCAA